Messenger RNA from Aspergillus ruber CBS 135680, 930 nucleotides. RefSeq lists its product as uncharacterized. Lineage: Eukaryota; Fungi; Ascomycota; Eurotiomycetes; Eurotiales; Aspergillaceae. Bases 162 to 761 code for a protein of 199 amino acids. The record is from RefSeq and is a predicted model, not a curated record. The transcript is spliced from 2 exons.
AAUUGUUGAAAAGAUUUCCGGUUUCUUGUUAUAUUUGCCUUUUAAAUUGUCAAUAUCCCAUCAGCUCAAGAAAAGUCUUCCACGAUGUACUACUAUUGGUCAUGCCAAAUAUACGCACUCUCCCCAGAUCUACAGACUAUACCCUCUACAUAUCCUCCAUUAUGCCCCGUCCACAUAUAUGCGUGAGAUGCCGCAAAACCAAGCCCGCAGAGGAGUUCCAAAGCCAGGAUGCAAAAGCUCCGUUCAAAACUUGUCUUCCUUGUCGAAUGUAUUUCCGGAAACAUUAUUCUUCCAGAGGGCGUUUGCCUCGUUCUCAGCCAAGUGUCAAUUCCAAGGAAGAGAAACGGCGACAGAGCACCGAUGAUUCCCGUGUUGAGGCUGGUGAAUUCCAGUCUGAAAGAGGCCAGGUUGCUAUUAGUCCAUCGCCUAACCGGCCUUGUCCUCUUCCACCUGACCCUUUUGAUAGGGGAGAGAAUGACCUUGAGAAUCAAAAUUUGCGCGAACCCGGGUCUACAGUCCCCCAACCCCAAUCCCAUCCGCCUCCUUCACCUUAUUUUGAAACACAGCAAGACCUCUAUCAAGGACCAGAGCGCAACUCUGAUUUGUCUUGCACUGCACAAUCAGAACAAGCCAAUUCCAUCAUUCACCGAUUCGCAGACCCAUAUUCCCUUUCUCUUUUCGCUCUUCCCCAACUUGACCCUGACCGUCUGUGUCCUAUUGACGGUUGUACAUCUUGUUUUACAUACUCCAUACGCGUAUAAAAAGAGAAAAUGAACGCGAAAUCUUCAUUUCCUGUUCAAUAUUGAUAUCUCCAGCACCUGAUAUUGACGCCAGGGACUAUGUCUCUCAAGGAGAGGUGGCAGAAUAGCAACAGACAACAAGGACUCAGCGUGUGGUGGUUCAUUUUCACAGUUCAAAUUAUGGAUGCUG